AUGUCUCCCGUACGGUCUGUUCCGUCAUCCUUCUUUCCCGCACCAUCCGUCGAUAUGUCCGCUGAUGAACAACACCCCAGAUUUCGCCAUGACCCCAGCUGGUCCUAUCACCAAGGAGUGUCGGGUUCGAUGCUCAAAGUUUUCCUCCGUACUUUUACUGCGUUGCACAUGAAAUGGCCGCUAUCCCUCAAGCCACACCACGAGUCGGAUCGAUUCGUGUUGAUCAAUCCUGCCGCCUCCGAGUGCUACACUGGAGUGAUGGUGGAUGAGGCCGUCAAGCCGGAGACCAUCGGCGCCACCUGGUAUCCCCAGCCAUUUACGCGCGGCACCUCUCUCCCGGAUGAUGGGCAUGUCAUCUUGCACCUACACGGUGGUUCCUAUAUUUUGGGAGACGGUCGCCCCUCUUCCUGCAACUUCAUGGCCCAGACCCUCCUCGAACAGACUCCAGCAAGUUACAUGCUCUGUCCCCAGUAUCGACUGGCCUGCAACCACAACGGUCGCUUUCCUGCCCAAUUGCAAGAUGCCCUCGCAGCAUACAUGCAUCUGAUUCACACCCUCCAAAUCCCUCCCUCUCGAAUCGUACUCAGCGGCGACAGCUCCGGCGGCCACCUCGUCCUAGCACUUCUCCGGUACAUCGUCGAAUUUAAUCGGCCGGAUUUAUUACCAGCACCAGAAUGCAGCUGGGCCUGGUCUCCAUGGUGUGACGUACCCGCUGCAGUCGACCCUAGUGCCUGGACGCACAGCACCAACUACAAAACCGAGUAUAUACCAGGGUCCUUCCCAGCCUGGGGAGCGAAGCAGUUCCUGGGAGAUUUGGAGAUAACCCCACAAGUUGAGCCGUACGUAGCUCCCAUCUGGCAUCCGUUUGUCGUUCCCUCGCCAGUACUGGUCAUUACCGGCGGCCGUGAAGUUCUGUGUCAGGAUCAUGAGAAGCUGGCGCAGGAGUUUCAGAAACUGCCCGGGAAUGAAUCUUCCAUUGAUCUGGUAGUGGAGGAAAAGGUGCCGCAUGAUGUGUUGAUGAUUGGGUGGAUUAUGGGGUUCAAGGAUGAGGCCCGUCAUUGCGCCACCAAGGCGGGGGAAUUUCUACGUCGGGUGGACGCUUCGUCCGGUAGAAGGGAUGAUGCUGCUGAGAUGUAA
Molecule: messenger RNA, 1137 nt
Organism: Aspergillus welwitschiae
Lineage: Eukaryota; Fungi; Ascomycota; Eurotiomycetes; Eurotiales; Aspergillaceae
Product: alpha/beta-hydrolase
Exons: 1
Coding region: 1-1137 (378 amino acids)
Molecular function (GO): hydrolase activity
Source: RefSeq, a predicted model, not a curated record